Callorhinchus milii (elephant shark) is the source of this 3723-nucleotide messenger RNA. It is a transcript of the gene xpo6, whose product is annotated as exportin 6. The record is from RefSeq and is a predicted model, not a curated record. Gene Ontology annotation, biological process: protein export from nucleus. The transcript is spliced from 24 exons. The coding region runs from base 140 to 3517 and encodes 1125 amino acids. Gene Ontology annotation, molecular function: small GTPase binding; nuclear export signal receptor activity. Lineage: Eukaryota; Metazoa; Chordata; Chondrichthyes; Chimaeriformes; Callorhinchidae.
GAACCCGAACCGGAAAUGGUGAGCAGGAGCUGGAGGCCCGGCUGCUGAGGCCCGGAGAGCGCCCCGCACACCGGCAGCCGCCCCGCGUCGUCAAAGGGACUGCGCCCGUAGAGUAUGCGGAGGACGUUGCAGCGCAGUCAUGGCAUCUGAGGAGAGCUCCCUGCAAGCAUUGGAUAGUCUAAUGACAGAGUUUUUCCACAAUUGCACAACCAAUGAACGGAAAAGGGAGAUCGAGGAGCUGUUAAAUAACUUUGCCCAGCAGAUCGGAGCAUGGCGGCACUGCCUCUACUUCCUUUCCAACACGCGCAACGAAUACGUGAUGAUGUACAGCCUGACCGUGUUCGAGAACCUCAUCAACAAGAUGUGGCUGGGUCUCCCGAGCCAGGAUAAGAUGGAGAUCCGCAGCUGCCUGCCCAAGUUGCUCCUGGUACACCACAAGUCCAUACCGUAUUUCAUCCGUAACAAGUUGUGUAAAGUGAUCGUGGACAUUGGUAGACAGGACUGGCCCAUGUUCUAUCAUGACUUUUUCACGAGCACCCUGCAGUUAAUUCAGGCGCCUUCUACAACUUCUCUGGGUCUGAUUAUGUUGAAAACCACUUCAGAGGAGCUGGCCUGCCCGCGGGAGGACCUCAGCGUGGCGCGCAAGGAGGAACUCCGUAAACUGCUGCUGGAUCAGGUGCCAACAGUACUGGGGCUUCUCACAGGUAUUUUAGAGACCAUUUGGGAUAAAAACAGUGUUAUGGCUGCUACUCCACCUCCCUCCCCAACGUCAGGAGAUAGUGGUGAUUUGCUUAGCAGCCUGUUACAGAGUCCCCACGCUGCCAAAUUAUUAAACCAGCCAAUCCCUAUUUUGGACCCUGACAGUGAGUACAUUUGCUCGCUAGCGUUGGACUGUCUGGCCCAUCUCUUCAGCUGGAUCCCACUCUCCACCAGCAUCACCCCUACUCUUCUGACCACGAUCUUCCACUUUGCUCGAUUUGGGUGUGACACGCGUGCCAAGAAACUAGUUGCUGUCAACGGAAAUGGCCACAACAACAGCAUGACCCAGGAGCGGGGGAGGCUGGGCGUACUCGCCAUGGCUUGCAUCAACGAGCUUAUGUCAAAGAACUGUGUCCCUGUGGAAUUUGAGGAGUACCUGUUACGUAUGUUCCAGCAAACCUUUUACCUACUGCAGAAAAUCACCAAAGAGAACAAUGCACGCUCCAUCAAGAGCCGACUGGAGGAGCUGGAUGAAAGUUAUGUGGAAAAAUUCACGGACUUCCUGCGCCUCUUUGUAAGUGUCCACCUGCGAAGGAUUGAGUCCAACUCCCAGUUCCCUGUAGUGGAGUUUUUGGCACUUCUCUUCAAGUACACAUUUCAUCAGCCCAGUCACGAGGGUUACUUCUCCUGCCUCGACAUCUGGACCAUAUUCUUGGAUUAUCUAACCAGUAAAAUCAAGAGCCGUCUCGCAGACAGGGAUGAGGUGCUCAACAGGUACAAAGACGCGCUUGUUCGUCUGCUGACUGAGGUUUUGCAUCGAAUCCAGUUCCGUUAUAACCAGGCCCAGCUGGAAGAACUGGAUGAUGAGACCCUGGAUGAUGACCAACAGACGGAGUGGCAGCGCUACCUGCGGCAGAGCCUUGAGGUGGUGGCCAAAGUGAUGGAGCUCCUCCCCUCACAUGCGUUCUCUACGAUAUUUCCCAUUCUACAGGAUAACCUUGAUGUUUAUCUGGGAUUGCAGCAGUUCGUAGUCACCUCAGGGCAAGUCCACAGGUUGAACAUCACAGCAGAGAAUGACUGCAGGCGCUUGCACUGUUCACUGCGGGAUCUCAGCUCGCUGCUCCAGGCCAGUGGCCGUUUGGCUGAGUAUUUUAUUGGGGACGUCUUUGCUGGCAGGUUCAAUGAUGCUCUGAGAGUGGUGGAAAGGCUAGUGGAAAUGACACUAUACGGAUCCCAGAUCAAGCUGUAUGACAUGGAAACAGCAGUGCCAUCGGUACUGAAGCCAGAUUUGAUUGAUGUUCAUGCUCAGUCACUGGCAGCACUGCAAGCCUACUCACACUGGUUAGCUCAGUUCUACAGUGAAGUUCAGCGCCAAAAUCCUGAGCAGUUUGUGUCGCUCAUUUCCACUGCCAUGGAGGCCACUGCUCCCCUCAUCAGCUCUAAGGUGCCAGAGAAGCUGCUGCUGUCAGCGUGCCAUUUGCUGGUGUCGUUAGCCACGACCGUGCGGCCAGUGUUUCUGGUCAGGAUCCGGGCCAUCCAGAAGGUCUUUGAUAGGAUCACGGAUGGCUCUGCUCGACAGCUCCCUCCAGAGGCGAGGGUGCUGGUUUGCAGGGCCUUGUCCAACAUGCUGCUUCUACCGUGGCCGAACCUUCCCGAGAGCGAUCAGCAGUGGGGGAACCGCUCCACCAAUCACGCCAACCUCAUCUCCACCCUGACCAGAGAAUACCGGCAGCUCAAGGCCAGCGCAGACCUCUCACAGAGUAAAGUGGGGCUGCAGGACCCCAAAAUGCUGGUGCAGCAGACACUGAGUAUCCUGAAGUACAUUGUGGAGAAUAUCUCUGGAGAGGUGACCAAAUCCAGGCAGAUCUGCUACCAGUCGCUUCAGGAGUCAGUGCAGAUCUCCCUUGCGCUUUUCCCCAUCUUCAUUCACCACCCUGGUGUAAUGGACGAGAUGCUGAGCUUUUUCCUCACUCUGUUCCAAGGCCUGAGGGUGCAGAUGGGUGUCCCGUUCACAGAGCAAGUCAUCCAGACGUUCCUCAACAUGUUCACUAGGGAACAGUUGGCAGAGAGUAUUUUACACGAGGACAGUGGAGGCUGCCGUGUGGUGGAGAAGUUCCUGAAGAUCCUGCAGGUGGUGGUGCAGGAGCCAGGACAAGCUUUCAAACCCUUCCUCCCCAGCAUCAUCUCCCUGUGUAUGGAGCAGGUCUACCCCAUUGUGGCCGAGCGCCCCUCGCCUGACGUGAAGAUGGAGCUCUUUGAGCUACUUUUUCAGAUCCUGCACCAUAACUGGCGAUUCUUUUUCAAGUCCUCCAUCCUGGCCAGUGUGCAGCGUGGAGCAGCUGAGGAGCCCAUGGAGAACGAGGUGCACUUUAUUGCCAUUAUGCAGGCUUUUGGCCAGUCUUUCUUGCAACCGGACAUUCAGAUCUUCAAGCAGAACCUACUGCAUCUGGAGACCCUCAACACCAAACACAAGUUGUACCACAAGAAAAUUUUCCGUACAACAAUGCUGUUCCAGUUUAUCAAUGUGCUGCUACAAGUGCUAGUGCACAAGUCGCAUGAUCUGCUCCAGGAAGACAUCGGCAUUGCCGUGUACAACAUGGCUUCUGUGGACUUCAGCAGCUUUUACACUGUGUUUUUGCCCCAUUUCUUGGGCUGUUGUGAUGGCAUCGACUCCAAUCAGAGGACUGUACUCGGCAGGAACUUCAAAAUGGACAGGGAUCUGCCUUCAUUUACACAGAGUGUGCACAGGCUGGUGAAUGACCUGCGUUACUACAGGCUUUGUAACGGCAGUUUACCUCCGGGAACCAUCAAGCUAUAGCCCCUCUGUGCCAACUCAUGCCUUUCCCUCGUCCUGUCGCCAGGCUGUCGGUGUAACCUGCUAGUCGGACCCUCGGUAUGAUGCUGCAGCAAUGUCUGUGUCUUUGUCCGGCAGGAAUCACUGGUUGUAUUCAGUAUCUUUGACAUGAUGCCGAUAAUCAUGUGGCCAACACUGAAUAGACGUCGAACGUUUGCACCUUCGCAUCA